Clonostachys byssicola is the source of this 1326-nucleotide messenger RNA. The record is from the annotation of a GenBank genome assembly. NCBI's taxonomy places the organism in Eukaryota, Fungi, Ascomycota, Sordariomycetes, Hypocreales, Bionectriaceae.
AUGGAGCCUUACCUACUCACCGCAACUGAGUGUGUCGAAAAGUUCAAAGACGGCUCUUUAACAGUAGAGGCUUAUGCGAGAUCCUUACUGUCUCGUAUCGAACAGAGGGACCUAGUUGUGAAAGCAUGGGCUUAUUUAGACCCAGCCUAUGUGAUUGAGCAGGCCAAAGCCUUAGAUCAAAUCCCACCUGAACAAAGAGGGCCGCUUCACGGUGUCUCGAUUGCUGUGAAGGAUGUUAUGUAUACCAAGCGAAUGCCCACGCAACACAACUCUCCAAUUUAUAAGGGGGAUUCACCAGAGGUUGAUGCAGGCUCAAUAAUUGUUCUCAAGAACGCUGGUGCUUUAUUGAUAGGGAAAUCGGCGACAACGGAGUUCGCAUCAGCUAAGAACGGACCCCCAACAUGCAACCCACAUGACCCUACAAGGACACCCGGGGGCUCUUCUUCCGGGUCGGGCGCUGCUGUUGGAGACUUCCAAGCCGCAAUUGGUCUGGGGACUCAAACAGGAGGCAGCACGAUCAGGCCCGGCUCAUUUAAUGGGGUUUACUCAAUGAAGCCCACUUGGAAUUCGGUUACUCGAGAGGGCCACAAGAUCUACUCGCUGACCUUGGAUACUACCGGAUUUUUUGCCCGCUCAGUUGAUGAUCUUGAUCUUUUGGCUGACGUCUUUGCUCUGGCUGAUGACGAGACCAAUACACGGCGGGCAUUCGACGUGAAAGGUGCUAAAUUCGCCCUCCUACGGACAAUGGCUUGGCCUGAAGCCGGACCCGGAACAAUUGCUGCUAUGGACACUGCAGCUGGGAUACUCCGGCAGCACGGCGCAGAAGUUGAGUCUAUUGAAUUACCUCCUGAAUUCGACAACAUGCCCGAGUGGCACCGCAUCAUCAUGGAUACCGAGGCGCGUCCAGUCUUCCUUCCAGAGUAUCGCAUUGCCAAGGAAAAGCUCCAGCCAUUUAUUGCCGGCCAUGUUGAAAACAGUACAAACAUCAGCAGGGCAGCUCAACUCGCAGCCUUUGAUGGGAUAGCAGCCCUGCGGCCUGUGAUUGAUAAGAUCGCGGGAAGCUAUUCUGCGAUUAUUACACCCAGUGUUAUCGAUGAGGCCCCAACCGGUCAGGAGCACACUGGUAGCCCAGCGUUCAACAUCAUAUGGACUGCACUUCAUACACCGGUCGUUAACAUCCCUGGGUUCAAGGGGGAGCAUGGAAUGCCGAUCGGCCUCUCUUUGGUUGCACCAAGAUUCCAUGACCGGCAUUUGUUGUCUGUUUGCAAGGCAGUGGGUACUAUUUUUGAGGCGGAAGGUGGAUGGAAACGUCAGUGCCAUAUUUAG